This is a messenger RNA of Puccinia graminis f. sp. tritici CRL 75-36-700-3, 2088 nucleotides long. RefSeq lists its product as uncharacterized. The coding region runs from base 288 to 1691 and encodes 467 amino acids. NCBI's taxonomy places the organism in Eukaryota, Fungi, Basidiomycota, Pucciniomycetes, Pucciniales, Pucciniaceae. Gene Ontology annotation, cellular component: extracellular region; cell surface. The transcript has 11 exons. The record is from RefSeq and is a predicted model, not a curated record. Gene Ontology annotation, molecular function: beta-glucosidase activity. Gene Ontology annotation, biological process: glucan catabolic process.
GAACUUCUAAAAAGCCUCCAGAAUCCGCUGCCCAGUUUAUUUUCACAUCGCUGGUUGAUACAAUGGGUCUAGUCUAAGUGUAACUUUUACUGCAAUUGCUGGUCCAUCUGGACUCGUCGUUCUUCAAAAGUCGAGCUUUUUAUCAGUUCGACCCUUGCUCAGCUUGAUCCCCUGACUGUCAGUGCGGAAAGCCUAUAAAUAGAUCCCUUCGGUUACCUCCAUUCGCCAAACUCAGCACACAAACAAUCCACAAUCUGUCUCCUUCUCUACACCAUACACCACCCACCAUGCAUUUAGAACUUGGUUCCCUAUCUGUUUCAGCGCGAAGAGUGUUCCUUUUGACUUUGUCAAGCGGCGUACUAAUCUCUUCUUCCAACACUUCACCCAACCUUUUAUCGUACGAAGGGAUUGAAAAUACUGUGGAAUCAUCUCAUCACAACAGAACCCGUAUCUCAUUGUCCCUUCAGCAACGGGACUUUUCAGCUGAAAGCGCCGGCUUCGACUAUGCCAAUCAGAAAAUCAAAGGCGUCAAUGUCGGCGGAUGGCUGGUCACAGAGCCAUGGAUCACUCCUAGCUUAUAUGAAGUUGAUAAUCCUGCCGUGAUUGAUGAAUUUACUCUCUGUCAGACUUUAGGACGAGAUGAAGCAGGUCGGCGUUUGCGCGCACAUUGGGACGCUUUCUUUACGGAGGAAGAUUUUCAUACAAUUAAAUCUUAUGGACUGAAUCAUGUCCGUAUACCUAUUGGUUACUGGGCUUUCGAUAUCUCCGGAGGCGAGCCUUAUGUACAAGGGCAGUUUGAAUAUCUACUGCGAGCCGUCGGUUGGUGUAAAGAUGUUGGGUUAAAAGUAUUGAUUGAUCUGCAUGGAGCACCAGGAUCACAGAACGGAUUCGACAACUCCGGAAAGAGGGGUGACAUCAAUUGGGAUGAAGACCAAGGCAACGUGGACAGGACGAAAGCCGCACUUGCUAAGCUGACAAAGGAAUUCUCCAAACCGCACUAUGCUCACGUUGUUGUUGGUAUUCAAGCUUUGAAUGAACCCGCUGGGUUUAAGAAUCAACACAUGGUUGACACUAUCAAUGAAUUUUACAAAGAUGGAUACGACAUUGUUCGCCAUUCCGGAAGCCACUCUGGCGACGGCAAGCAAACCCAUCUAUUGUACAACAUUCACGAUGCUUUUUUGCCGCUGAGCACCUGGGCGCACACGUUUCCACCUCCGCAAUACCAUGGCGUUUCUCUUGACACGCAUAUCUAUACCGUCUUCACAGUUGAAGGAAACAAAUUCAAUGAACAGGAACGAAUUCAAGAGUACUGUCGGAAGAUCCCUGAUUUGCAAGCGAGUCAAUCGAAGAUUUGGACUUGGGUCGGUGAAUUCACGCCAGCACCGACAGAUUGCGCUCCACUUUUGAAUGGAAUCGGCCGCGGUGCCCGCUACGAUGGAACUUUCGAGGGUAGCACCAGGGUUGGAGACUGUCAUCCCAAAACUGGCCUGGCUUCUCAUUUCUCGGAAGAGUACAAGGAAUCACUAGGCAAAUUCUUUGAAAUCCAGACCCAAGUUUACGAGCAUGGAUCUGGUUGGUUCAUGUGGACCUUCAAAGCCGAGAAAGCCGACGAUUGGAGCUAUGAUGCUGGAGUCAAGGGCGGCUGGAUUCCUAAGAACCUUGAUCACAAAAUAUACGGGGUUCAUUGCUAGGUUACUUUUCCAUUUCAUCUCUUUAUAUUUGGGUUGGAACAGCCUAGUGCGAUUUAAGCAGAUUCCUAACGGGCGUUGAAAAAGUUGUACUUUUACCUCAGGGGAAUUUAGUUGAUCUAAUAAUUUCAAUAUGGCAAUGUUGUUCAGUUCAACAUAUCCAGCAUACACCUCUUGUUCUAAAUCCUGUUUUCUGACACACAUUCACAUCGAUUUUGUAAUUAUAUGUAUCAACUUUUCUCCUAAUUUCAUAAAAUUUGUUAUCAAAAGGCCGCUCUUUCCUUGGCUGGUCGCAAAACAACAAGAUCGGCAGGAACACCGGUUUGCCGCCCCAUUCACUCUUCAUAGAUCGCUUUGGACUAUUCAAAGGGGCCAAUUUAAUAGUUACUAUCUGAUUCUA